CCUCCCUCCCUCACUCACACACUGCGCUCCUGGUUCCCUUGCACGAAGUCCGCUGUGUAUGGUCACCUUGGAGCAUUGAAAGAUAUCGGUCAUCGCCACUCUCGACCUCCCAUACCACCACAGCCAUGUCAGGCCUCCUCCGAAGGCCGCAGAGCAUUGCCCGUUCCUCUCGCCAGCUGCUCGAGGCCGCUUCUCUCUCCCGAACACUCGCACAGCGCCCUGCGUCCCUUCCUAGACCCCUCUACGCAUACGCUCGGAGUCGGCAGUACUCCACCGAGAAGGAGAAUGAUGACAAACAGGUCGACAAGAAGUCGGGCUCGCAGCCGAAGGGCAUGGAGAACCUCUACUCGCAGCAGUCGCCGCUGUCGUCAGAUCCUCAGCAGCCCGGGAAGAAGCCAGAAGAGCCAGAUGAUGGCAAGUCAAAGCUGACUGCGGCUGAGGAGAAGGCUCUUGAGGACACCUUCGCUCUGGUCAAGAAGGGAAUGCCGGCCUCUAUGGCUGCCGAUAUUGACAUGGCGCUGAAGAAGAUCAAGCGGGAGGGCCUGCCUGCGGAGCUGCGCGAAACGAUAGCAGAGGUAUCCAAAGUCGGCAUGUCUCCCGCUCGGGCCGCUAAACUGUGGCGGUUAACCACCCACAUUGCACGACAGACAGCCGAAGACGUUGUGAACGAGAAGCAUGCAGAGCCACAACAAAAGACGUCGGACAAUCCAGGCCCAGCUGGGACAAGCGGCAAUAAAGACAGCGGCAAGAAGAAGGAAGGCCAGUCACCGUUUGGUGCUGUCAAAGAGGUCAAGUUUGACUUGUCCAACUUCCUGGUGUCUGCAUUUGUCGCAUAUAUGCUAUACCGACUAUUCUCGCCAACGGAGAACAGCAGGGAAAUCACAUGGCAAGAGUUCCGGAACACCUUCUUCGACAAAGGUCUUGUGGAGAAGCUUGUCGUGAUCAACGGCAAUCAAGUGCGUGUCUAUCUCCACCGUGAGAACGUAGCGGCCAUGUAUCCAGAGUCCCCCGCGUCACAGCAAGGCUUCUACUACUUCUUCAGCAUUGGUUCUGUGGAGGCUUUUGAGCGAAGAGUAGACGAGGCGCAAAAUGAGCUCGGAAUUCCCAGCUCCGAAAGGAUUCCCGUCUCAUACACCCAGGAGGGCAGCUGGGCCAACCUCAUACUUGGCUUCGGUCCGACGCUGCUCUUCAUCGGCGCCAUUACUUAUAUGUCAAGGCGAGCUGCGUCAGGCGGGGGUGCUGGCGGCGGAGUCUUCGGCAUGGGCAAGAGUCGAGCGAAGAAGUUCAACCACGAGACGGACAUCAAAGUCAAGUUUUCCGACGUUGCAGGAAUGGAUGAAGCGAAGACGGAGAUUAUGGAGUUUGUGGGCUUUCUCAAGGACCCGGCGAGGUUUCAAAAGCUCGGUGCAAAGAUCCCUCGUGGUGCCAUCUUGUCAGGACCUCCCGGGACUGGUAAGACGCUUCUUGCCAAGGCUACAGCAGGCGAGAGUGGUGUGCCUUUCUUCUCCGUUUCUGGCUCCGAAUUUGUGGAGAUGUUUGUUGGUGUUGGUCCCAGUCGUGUACGAGAUCUCUUUGCCAAUGCUCGCAAGAACACGCCCUGUAUCAUCUUCAUCGAUGAGAUCGAUGCCAUUGGAAAAGCUCGUGCGAAGUCAUCGUUUGGUGGCGGCAAUGACGAGCGUGAAAGCACACUCAACCAGAUCCUGACAGAAAUGGACGGAUUCAACACGUCAGAACAGGUCGUGGUACUUGCUGGUACGAAUAGAGCAGAUGUGCUUGACAAGGCACUGAUGCGACCGGGACGUUUCGACAGACACAUCGCUAUCGACCGACCGACUAUGGAAGGCAGGAAACAGAUUUUCGGUGUGCAUUUGAAGAGCAUCGUCACCAAUGAAGACAUGGAGCACCUGAAGGGUCGUCUGUCGGCUCUUACUCCAGGUUUUGCAGGCGCUGACAUCGCCAACUGUGUAAACGAAGCCGCACUUGUCGCGGCUCGUGCUGCCGCAGAAUCCGUUACCAUGGAGCACUUUGAGAAAGCCAUUGAGCGCGUCAUUGGCGGCCUGGAGAAGAAGUCUCUUGUCCUGACACCCGAAGAGAAGAAGACUGUGGCAUACCACGAAGCCGGUCACGCCAUCUGCGGAUGGUACUUCCAAUGGGCUGAUCCACUGCUGAAAGUUAGCAUCAUCCCUCGUGGUGCCGGCGCUCUGGGAUACGCACAAUACCUCCCCGGAGGCGGUAACGACGCAGUGCUUAUGAACGUGAAGCAACUCAUGGACCGCAUGGCCAUGACCCUUGGCGGCAGAGUUAGCGAAGAGCUUCAUUUCGAUACAGUCACUUCUGGCGCCAGCGACGACUUUAACAAAGUGACUCGUAUGGCCACUGCCAUGGUCACCAAAUGGGGCAUGUCCAACCUGGGAUACAUCUACUACCCAUCCAGCGGCGAAACACAAGAAACACAACUGCAAAAGCCCUUCUCCGAGCAAACUGCACAGAACAUUGAUGCGGAAGUGAAGCGAAUUGUCAACGAAGCCUACAAGCAAUGUCGACAAUUGCUCGAAGAGAAGAAGCGUGAAGUUGGACUGGUUGCUGAGGAGCUAUUGAAGAAAGAGAUGAUUGACAGAGACGACAUGGUUCGCCUACUGGGCAAGCGUCCUUGGGCUGAUCCGGGAGAGUUCUCCAAGUAUUUCUCUGGAAGCGGUGACAACAAGCCUCUGGGACCUGCGCCUGGAACGCCUCCGACGGGUGGCAUCGGUGACUCUGACGGAGGCAGUGUACCUCCCCCUCUACCCGGUGCUGGACCUGCGCCUCCUGCUCCUGCGUUGUACAAACAGCUAGAGGAUGCCAGUAAGAGGUGGUGAGGUGUAGUAGUUGCAUCUUUCCAUUUGUACACAUCAAAGCACUACUCGCACCGGCCGUAGAGGCCUUUCUUGAUCUUUUCGAGCAAUGCAACGAAGAAGCAUGGCGUCGUGUCGCGUUGUAGGAGUAUUGGGAGUUCUUCCAGAAGAGCACAGGCGGGCUUGCAUGAGCGGCGGGGGCAUUUUCAGAAAGAAUGAAAGAGCAGACCAUGUCGGCUGCAUGUGAUUUCAUGCACAGGAGGCAUGGCGCUUUGAGGGCGCAUGUGAAAUCCUUUUGCGAAAAAAAAGGCUGUAGAUAAGAAUGCCAUAUGGCAUGGCACAUAACUCCGCUACUACCACCACCAUCAUCACUACUAACUCCCUCCAAUUAU
Molecule: messenger RNA, 3223 nt
Organism: Sphaerulina musiva SO2202
Lineage: Eukaryota; Fungi; Ascomycota; Dothideomycetes; Mycosphaerellales; Mycosphaerellaceae
Product: cell division protease ftsH
Exons: 1
Coding region: 126-2855 (909 amino acids)
Biological process (GO): mitochondrial protein processing; protein-containing complex assembly
Cellular component (GO): m-AAA complex; membrane
Molecular function (GO): metalloendopeptidase activity; zinc ion binding; ATP-dependent peptidase activity
Source: RefSeq, a predicted model, not a curated record